Messenger RNA from Phaeodactylum tricornutum CCAP 1055/1, 1786 nucleotides. RefSeq lists its product with no specific name. The record is from RefSeq and is a predicted model, not a curated record. Lineage: Eukaryota; Bacillariophyta; Bacillariophyceae; Surirellales; Neidiaceae. The transcript has a single exon. Bases 1 to 1173 code for a protein of 390 amino acids.
AUGGAGCAGUGUAAGCCCACUCUGUUCGGGCUUCGUCAAAAGACUGCGGCGACUGACGAUGUCAACUCAGCAAACAAAAACCUUGCCGCGCAAAUUCACCAGGCGAUUCGCGACGGCGAAUACGCGUCGCUGUCACGGCUCGUUAAAGAGAAGGAACACCAAGUCUUAUGGGAGUCGAAUUCUUCUGGUUGGACGGCUAUCCAUUACGCCGCAAGUCACUUUCUUCCGGCAGAAUGGUGGGUUUGGAUUCUCUCACGCGCUGCAGUCACCUCUGGCGAUGAGUUCUUUGACUCGAAAACCGCACUCGGAGAAACAUGCUUUGACAUUUUUCUUCGAAGCUACAUUGAUCCACUACCGUGGCAAUCGAUUCAAGUAAAAAACUCUUCCAAACACUUACUAGAAGCAAUUGAUUUCGUCUGUCAAGACGAUCGACUUAUUGCCCAGACAAGAAAAGCCAUCAAAAUGCAAGAACGGAAUCAGUGCCAUAGUGUGCCUCGUUCUUUGGUGACUGGAAAUAGGCAAGUUCUCCGGUGUGUUCGAUUCUGGAGCCGCUUGGAUAUUCUUUGCCGUGCUGCGGCAGAUCGAGACUUGGAGUAUCCUCGCAAUGAAACUCUCGUAUCUGUGUUAGUCCGGUGCGGCACGUGUCCUGAACCCAUAGCACGGCUUUUACUAGUACUAUACCCAGAAUAUGCUCGAAUCAGAACACCAAAGAACUCGCUUCCAUUGCAUACUUGGACCGCACACUCAAAGAGCGAUUUCACAAGUUUAGACACUACCGGGAUGCUGUACUAUUUGAUAUCGGCCUAUCCACAGGCUGUAACGUCGUCCGAUGAACAAAGGCGGCUUCCAUUACAAACGGCGCUUCUUUCAGGAAAUCCUUGGUGUUCACUAAGGCCAUUGUUUGAAGCAGCACCAACGGUUCUUGAGCAACGAGACCCUGUUACCUAUCUACCAUGUAUCUGUUUAUCAGUUUUGGCACCCCAAAAAAAUGUCGAAGUACGAGCACGACAAAAUAUUGCCGGGAAUGGAGGCUUAGACGUUAUGUGGAAGAUGUUAACAAAAGAAAAGCAAAAGGCCAGUAGAGAGCAAGCAAGAGCGCAGCUGGAGCUGGAGCGUCUCGAUCUGAUCUACAACGUGCUGCUUGCUUUUCCGGGGGCUUUAUGGACAUUUUGAACGAAAGAUAUUCUACUUCUCUAUCUUUGAGCUACCUCGACUUGACAGUGAGUACUGUCUUCCAUUCAAAAUUUAAAGGGCUGUCCAUGGGGAUUAGUACAUGCUUGUGGUAUGCCUCCUCUUGCUAUUGUGGAUAGUGAAGUGCUGUCUUGCUCCGAUAGUAUGCACUACCUAUGAUCCCUUCACCGUAAAUGCAUGUCUCUCUUUCCCGAUCAUCGUCGUUACGACAGACAUUUGAAGACCUCUGCGAUGAUUUUCUUGAGCAGUUCCCUUUCCUUUUCCAAUUUAAAAGAUUCUAACAGUCGACUAAAGGCCAACCGCUACAGCGCAUUUGAAACAAGGCGGCUCUUUUGAUCACGGAUAUCGACUUUGUCGCACAGCUUACAUAUUGAACGCGACUCUACAAUCCAAUACUUUUGCUGGAUCUUUCAGUGAGAGACCUCAUUCAUGUAUUUUAUUUUACUGGGAGCGCUAUUCGCUUCUGGGGUUGCAGCAGACGUUUGUCUGUCCAGUUUAAUCCAAGGACGCAACAACGUGAAGGAGAGAGGCGCGACCUCAUUCAGCGAAGAUACUACUGUUACCAAAGCGGUAAUUCUGUCUAUUCCUUACAAGG